CCCUGUCACAGCUGACUGACGUCUCUUUAUUUCAGUAUUUCUCCUCCCAUAUGCAGUUCCUGCUUUCAUUUUUUUAAAUAUUUUGUCCCAUUAGAAGAAAGUGUUUACUAGCUGCAGCUAAGACACCUACAAGAGACGAGGCUGAGAUCAGUGAGGGCUCUGUCACAAGAUAAUGGAGCUCAAUCUGAUCCUUCUCACUUUUGGUUUCAUCCUGUCCAAGACCAAAGCCACUGACCCUGGAAUAAAGGGCAGGCUGACCAUGAAGGGACUGCAGUACGGAUGGCAGGUGGGUUUAGAGGAGAUGCACAAGCGACUCGAGACCGUUCACAUCCCUGACGUCAGCGGCUCCGUCUCUGUUGCUGUUCUUGGACGCAUUUACUAUUAUGUAACAGAGUUAAAGAUAAAGAACCUGGAUCUCUCAGCUUCAGAAAUUUCAUUCGCUCCAGACACCGGAGUUAACGUCUCCAUUAACAACGGGGAAAUCCACGUGACAGGACAUCUGAGAAUAAAGACAGUGCUCUUCUCCGCAUCAUCCUGGCUGGAGCUCCAAGUCCAAGGUCUGACUCUUAAUGGAGUUCUGGGGAUCACAUGUGAUGACACAGGACAUGGAGCCGUGUGGAACGCCGGGUGCUCCUCCUCUGCCAAAUAUGUCAACCUGCAGUUCCAUGGUGGAGCAGGAUGGCUAUUUGACAUGUUCAAAGAUACAAUUGUGGAACCCAUACAUGAUGCUCUACAUAAGCAGAUUUGUCCUGCGUUUUCAAAUGCAGUUGAAAAUAUGGAGAAAACUCUGAGCAACUUCCCAGUUUCCUUAAAUGUGGACAUGGUUUCCUUAUUUGAGAUCUCGUUGCUGGGUCCUCCACUCAUCACAGAGAAGAGGUUUGAUCUCCUGGUAAAGGGUGACUUUGUGGAUCGGUCUCAUCACUGGGAUCUGCCAUUUCCUCCAGAGAAGCUUGUCCUGCCAGACGUCGACUCCCGCAUGUUACUCCUGGCGCUGUCCGAAUUCACUGCAAACUCAGCCGGGUUUGUCUACUAUAAAGCGGGGGCGCUGAGGAGUAAUGUCACUGAUGAGAUGAUCCCGAAGCAAUCUCCCCUGCGCCUGAAUGUGAAGAGUCUAGCCAUGUUUGUGCCAGAGCUCCCCAGCCAUUUCCCCGACUCUCCGCCAAUCGUCCUCCAGGUCUCUGCCCGAUCAGCCCCGACCGUUACCUGCCAGCCAGACUCUCUAACCGUUCAGGCUUCUGCAGACAUCCAGGCCUUUGUCACGUAUCCAAACCAGACGUGGCUCCCUAUUUUCCAGAUACAGGCUGAUUCAUUGACGGCGGUUAAUGUGGUCUUAUCUAAUGAUACGCUGGGAGCAACCAUAUCCGUAAAAAACUUUUCGCUGACGCUGGUUCAUUCCAAUGUGGGUCCUAUCAAGAUGGAUGCUCUGCAGAAAACUCUAAGUUUUGGCCUGAAAAUAAUGACCCCAGUCCUGAAUGAGCGACUCAAGAAAAUGAUCCCACUGCCAACACCUCUGGUCCGUCUCCAAGACCCCACCGUUCGUGUGCUGCAGGGAUAUUUGGUCAUCAUGACUGAUCUCCAAGUGACUCCAUUCUCCCACCAUGUCAUGAAGCCUUAAAAUCAGCUUUACCACCAGAGGUUCGCCGUGCUUUGAGCUGCAGCUCUCAGAUUUGAUAAAGAUAUUGUUGGAUAACUGACAGUGGAGAAUCAGUGUACCGCAACUGUGAUCAUCAUCAGAUUAAGGGAUUGUUCACACAAACGUGCCGUAUUUUGCGGUCCGCAAAUUGUGGAUCCAAAAAAACAUGGAUGCCGCCCGUGUGCCUUUUGAAAUUUGCGGAACGGACGGCCCUUUAUAGAAAUGCCUAUUCUU
Molecule: messenger RNA, 1867 nt
Organism: Bufo bufo (common toad)
Lineage: Eukaryota; Metazoa; Chordata; Amphibia; Anura; Bufonidae
Product: bactericidal permeability-increasing protein-like
Exons: 16
Coding region: 173-1615 (480 amino acids)
Molecular function (GO): lipid binding
Source: RefSeq, a predicted model, not a curated record